CCCUCCCGGAGCCUCUCUCAAAUGGCAGAACGGCCAUCCCUAGAUAGGCAUCCCUUCUUCCACCUUCACCGACUCCGACUCCUUCUCGUCUUCCUCGCCCUCGCCCUCGUCCUCGCCCUUCCCUCGCCUUCACCCUCCUCUGCUCCUCCUCGUCGGCAUGGGCUCCUACUUAUCAUCCCCGUCACCUCGAGCCCACCCGAACUCGGCUGCCCCGUCCUCGUGCCGAUGCCACAGCGCCCCGCCGCCCGCCCGCCUGUCUCCAUGUUUCCGUCCAUCUUGCAGACUCCAUCUGAGCAGGAUUCCCCCAGGCCCAGCCCGACCAGCGCCUCCGCUCCGAACGUCAAACAUGCCGAACAAACGAGACGGAUAACCGUUUUUCUGGGCUUCUAUCUAAUACACUUUGGUCAUCCACACAUCCAUCGUGGUUGUUUAUUUCCGACGGCCUACUGAGAUCUUACAUCCCCCUCGCGGCCAUGUCGAUUCCUCGCUAACUGGGAGACCUGGAACUAGCUCCAAGAAUUGGUGGCCAUGCACCGAGGACUAGGUAAGAACAAGGUCUCACUCUCCUGAAAUUGAGAGGGAGCUGGCAGGAGCGCCUCUAGCCUGCUUACGGUAAAGAACCAACACACACACCCACACACCCACGCACACCCACACCGCGCAGCUGGGGCAUACGCACCCACACUCAUCACCACCACCACCAUCAUCACCACC
Tricharina praecox is the source of this 714-nucleotide messenger RNA. RefSeq lists its product as uncharacterized. The transcript has a single exon. The record is from RefSeq and is a predicted model, not a curated record. The coding region runs from base 22 to 450 and encodes 142 amino acids. Lineage: Eukaryota; Fungi; Ascomycota; Pezizomycetes; Pezizales; Pyronemataceae.